This is a messenger RNA of Oncorhynchus tshawytscha (Chinook salmon), 2271 nucleotides long. It is a transcript of the gene b3galt4, whose product is annotated as UDP-Gal:betaGlcNAc beta 1,3-galactosyltransferase, polypeptide 4. Gene Ontology annotation, molecular function: N-acetyl-beta-D-glucosaminide beta-(1,3)-galactosyltransferase activity. The record is from RefSeq and is a predicted model, not a curated record. NCBI's taxonomy places the organism in Eukaryota, Metazoa, Chordata, Actinopteri, Salmoniformes, Salmonidae. The transcript has 2 exons. Gene Ontology annotation, cellular component: membrane. The coding region runs from base 402 to 1520 and encodes 372 amino acids.
GCCUGCAUCCGGAUGUGACGAGAUUGUUACUGCAUUAUGCUCAGUGGGGAAUAUUUGAAGCCACACAAUAUUGCGGAGGAUUACGGAACCAUGGACAGGAUGUGUUGACAUGGUCGUCUUCAUUGGAUUCAAGCUUCCCUGUCCUGCUCUGGAUACAAUGAUGCAGCACUGAAUGGACGUCUCGUGCCACCAGCAGAGUGACAGCAUCCAAGAAACACCCACCAACAAUCUGGAGAGUUAUCUGAGGGUUGAGAAAGACAUACAAGAGACAGCAAGAAAGUAAAAUGAGGAAAGAAAAUAAUUCUGAGUUAUAGAGCUGGAGUGAAAGAAGACAGGAGGAUAAAGAGAGAAGGGUUGAGUUGUGGAGCUGCCUGGGUGCUGCAGUGUGGAGGUUGGAGGUCAUGGUGGGGCGGGGCCUGUGGGUGUGUAAGCCCCGCUUUGGUAAGCGGGGGCGGUUCGGGGUGGUGCCUGCUCUCUGUGUGCUGAUAGUCAGUGCUGCCCUGCUAGCUCUGCUCUUCGUGGACUCCAUUGAGUCAUGGGCCACCUCCAUGAACAUGAACACAAUGGUAGAGGCGCAGGGGGGGAUCAUACCCCCACAAAGUGUCCCCCCAACCAGACCCGAGGAGUACCUCCUUAUGCCCAGCCCUCUCGUCUGCCAGCGUGCCAAACCCUACCUCAUCGCCAUGGUGACCUCCGCCCCAGCCAAUCAGAUGGCCCGCCAGGCCAUCCGGGACACGUGGGGUGGGGAGGUGGAGGUCAGGGGUCAUAGGGUCAUGACCUUGUUCAUGGUCGGGGUGGCUUCUGACCCCGGGCUAGCCAAGCUGCUGAUAGAGGAGGCCCGGGAACGAGGGGACCUGAUCCAAGGGCGCUUCUGGGACUCCUACUCUAACCUGACCCUGAAGACCCUCUCCAUGCUGAACUGGGCCCGACGCUUCUGCCCCCAGGCCCACUUCCUGGCCAAGGUGGACGAUGACGUCCUGUUCAACCCCGGGGCCCUGCUGCGCUACCUGAACAGGAGCACCGUGACCAACACCUACGAGCAUGGGGACCUGUACCUUGGCCGGGUCCACCUUCACGUGGCUCCAGACCGAGACCCAGACAGUAAGCACUACCUCCCUAGAGGGGCGUACCCUGCAUCUGUCUUCCCUGACUACUGCAGUGGCACUGCCUACAUCCUCUCUCGCUCCUCCCUGCUCAAGAUCUCCUUGAUGGCCGCUUCCUCACCUCUGCCCACCCCUCUGCCACCCGAGGACGUUUUUGUGGGUCUGUGUGCCCGUGCGGCUGGAGUGCUGCCCUCCCACUGCCCGCUGUUCUCUGGUGGGCCCGCAGUGCCCUAUGGGCGCUGCUGCUACCAGGCCAUGGUGUCCAUCCACCACAUCUCCCCCAGAGAGAUGCUCCGGUUUUGGGCUGACAUCCACUCCCCUCCCCCCUGCUCCUGGCUGGGCCUACGCGCCUCUCUGGGGGUCUGUAAAGUCCGGGCCAUGCUGGGGACCUUUCUGGGGGUGGAUCAGGGGCUGUGAGGGGGGUGUUGCCCUCGUGGAUAGGAAACUAUUGUGUUUUGGGGGCUGUGCCUCUGCCAGGAUUUCAAUACUGUGAUUAGCACAAGCGCUCUAUUUCAUUGGGAAUGGUAAGGAAUCACUGUGCACUAUGAAAAUGUGCUUUUAUUUUUAUAGCUUUUUAGGAAUAUUUGAAUGUAUUUUAUGUUAUGUAAUAAUGCUGGCAUUUUGUCAAAGCUGAAGGAAUAUGAAUCAGUAGUUGAAGGGAAUUAGUGUGAAGAUAUAUUUAAGACUGUUAGAACACACACAGACACAUACUGUAGGCCAGUGUUGCCCAACUCCAGUCUUCCAGUAUCUCCAACAGUACGCAUUUUAGUUGUAGCCCCAGACAAGCACACCAGAUUUAACUUGUCAACUAAUCAUCAAGCCCUCAUUGAGUUGAAUCAGGGAGUCUGUCCGGGGCUACAACAAAAAUGUGUGCUGUUGGGGAUACUGGAGGACUGGAGUUGGGAAACACUGCUGUAGAUAUGUAAAUAUUACUAACCAGGAAACACACAACCUACAGGAUAUUUGCCAUUAAUGUAAGAAUUUAGAGUAAUGUUAUUCAUGCAUAAUGGAAUGUUUUACUAAUUAAAAUCUAAUUUUAUUUUUCACAUCCGCUUAAUACAACCGGUAUAGACCUUACAGUAAAAUGCUUACUUACAAGCCCUUAACCAACAAUGCCGUUUUAAGAAAAAUGUGUGUUAAGUAUAAAAUAGAUAAGUAAAACAUAAGA